Messenger RNA from Antechinus flavipes (yellow-footed antechinus), 2102 nucleotides. RefSeq names its product fibrinogen silencer binding protein (gene FSBP). Lineage: Eukaryota; Metazoa; Chordata; Mammalia; Dasyuromorphia; Dasyuridae. The record is from RefSeq and is a predicted model, not a curated record. The coding region runs from base 52 to 948 and encodes 298 amino acids. The transcript has 2 exons.
CAGAGACUGCAUGGUGGUUUCAGAAACUGCCUACUUAAUUCGGAAAUAACAAUGGUUGGAAAGGCUAGAUCUUCUAAUUUUACCUUAUCUGAAAAGCUUGAUUUGCUAAAGCUGGUGAAGCCAUAUGUUAAAAUUCUUGAAGAACACACUAAUAAACAUUCAGUAAUAGUGGAAAAGAACAAAUGCUGGGAUAUCAUAGCAGAUAAAUAUAAUGCUGUUGGAGUAGAUCGCCCUCCUCGUACAGCACAAGGCCUGCGUACCCUCUAUAAAAGGCUCAAAGAAUACGCCAAACAAGAGCUCUUGCAGCAAAAGGAGACUCUGUUAGAUCAUAGGAGCAGUAUUUCUGAACCAACCAAGAAAGUUGUGGAAAUGAUUCCCCAGAUUUCCAGUGUGUGCCUAGGAAGAGACAAGAACUAUAUACAAAGUGCAAACGUGGAUAAGGAAGCGCAUGCAGGUACCAGUUUGCCACAGGUGAUGUUGGAUCACCAUCCUGUUGCUAUUACAGUGGAAUUGGACCAAGAAGAAGAUAUUAAACCACCUCCUUCACUAAUUGUAGAUUCUCAACAGAAUGAGACAUUAGAGCAAAGAGAAGAACAUGAACUGGUCCAUGUUAUGGAGAGAGCUUCACCUUCACUUUCCUCUGUUGAUACAAGAAUGACAUUAUCACCAUCUUCUCUUCCAAGAAGAGAUGAAUUUUUUAGACAUGAAAGUGGAGAACAUUUUAGACCAUUAUUUGGAUAUGAUCCACAAACAUUGCAAAUGAUCAAGGAGGAGCAUCAGGUAAUUUUAGAAAAUCAAAGAAAAUUUGGACUCUAUGUUCAAGAAAAAAGGGAUGGAUUAAAGAGAAGGCAGCAGCUUGAGGAAGAGCUUCUAAAAGCAAAAAUCAAAGUGGAGAAACUGAGAGCAAUACGCUUAAGACGGGAUCUUCCUGAAUACAACAGCGUCUAAUUAUUUAUCUUUUCUUGUCUGAAUAAUCUGAAAAUUUCACCUGUGAUUUAUUUAAUUAAAUUGUUUUGACAGAGUCAGUUUCAUAAGGGAAUAUGCAGGAUGAGAAUACAUAUUCCUAAAAUACUAGUUUCCACUGUUAUAUUUAAAAGUUUCUUAUUUCAGAUCUUUUGAUUGAUAUGUCUGUAAUUCACAUUUUAAAAUUUUCUCCUAAAUUUUAUAUGUGAGUAGUUUUAAUGGCUGGUCUUAAAGAUGUUUUUUACUUUUUUCAUUUAAGUUAGUAAAAAUGUUUUAGAAAAAACUUGCACUUCUGGCCUAGAAAUAUUCAAGUUGAUCUUUAAAAGAGGGAAAAUGCCAAUUAGAGAUUUUCUAAUAAUCUUUUAAAAGUGUGAUAAUUUAUUAAAAAUUAGUUACUCUAUAUGACACUGAUUUUCAUAUCUUACUCCCUUUUUAAAAAAUAUUUUUGAUGUCUUUUUACAUUAGUCAUUUUUGAAAUUACUGCUCUUCUCUGCCCUUCCUAAAAGGAAUUCUCCCUUGUAACAAAGGAAAACAGUUAAGCAAAACCACCAGAUUUAAGUGUAUAAUUGACAGCAUAUACAACAUUCUGCCCUAGUAUUACUACCCCUUUGCUGAGAAAGAGGUCACACCUUAAUGAUUUUAAAGAUUAAAUCAUAGAAACAUAGAGUUUUACAGCUUUAAGGGACCUUAUAAGAGAUCAUACCCUCUCAUUUCAUAAAGGAAGAAACUGAGAUGCAGGCAAAUUAAGUGGUUUUGCAAAAGUUACAAACUAGUUAUUGACAUGAUAUAGUAUUAGACUCCAUUUCUGAUUUAGAAUCCAGUCAUCUUUUUAUUAUGCCAUAAAUAUCACCACCCAUUUUAAAUAUUCCAAAUUGUGGUUAGCUUAGAAGAAAAAAAUUAUGUAAAUAUAUGUGUGUAUAUGUACAUAUUAUGUGUACAGAAAAAAAAGAUGUUUCAUUAAAAAAUUCAUUUCAAAGUUGUGGCAAGGGAAUUUUGUAAAUUAUUUUUACUUUGCAUAAAAAUGAAGAAAACUUAUCCACUUUUUGUGUAUUUGGCUUGUAACCUUAAAAUUUGCCUUAAUUUAAUACUUCUCAGUAUUCAGUGGUAUUUCAAUAAAAAUUAGUAUUGAAAAACUAAAA